AUGGCAAUGAGACCGUCCCUAAUGACAAGAGGCUUGAACUCUGCCCCUGGGCCCAGCGACACCGGCUCACCUGCAGAGCAACGGGAUGAUGCGAAGAAGAAUAUGCUAAAGGCUAUGCGCCCUUUACCAACCCAACAUUACUGGAAUGUAUAUUUUGACAGACAGCAGAAAGACCAGCAGAAAUCCACAGAUGGGAGCUACCAGGCAACUCUUGAACAGAUUGGUUCCCAAAUCGAGUCUGUUCAAGACUUUUGGCGUUACAACAAUAACACCCCGGUCGAUCAAAUCAAGAUGCGAGAGUCGAUUUAUUUGUUCAAGCAGGGCUUUCAGCCUAUAUGGGAAGAUAGGAGGAAUAUAAAUGGCGGAAGUUGGACAUUUCGUGUGCCAAAAGCAAACGGACCGGACUUUUGGACGAGAGUCCAGCUCAUGGCUAUCGGAGAGAAACUACAGGGCUGUUUGGAUCUUGGAGACCAGCUUUGUGGGGUUGGACUGUCGGUCCGAUUCAACUCUCAUCUCAUAUCGGUUUGGCACCGGGAUUCUUCGAAACAGAAGUCGAUCGAUGCUAUACUCGCGACAGUGUUGGAGGAACUUCCAGCUGAGCUGAAGCCUAAACCUGAUAACUACUUCUAUAAAAAGCACUCCGAUCAUGCGGGUUUCAAGGCACCUGCUGACGCUACGACCACCGCUUCUGUCCCAACAAUUGAAGCACCCACCGAAUGA
Molecule: messenger RNA, 720 nt
Organism: Venustampulla echinocandica
Lineage: Eukaryota; Fungi; Ascomycota; Leotiomycetes; Helotiales; Pleuroascaceae
Product: Translation initiation factor eIF4e
Exons: 3
Coding region: 1-720 (239 amino acids)
Biological process (GO): translational initiation
Cellular component (GO): eukaryotic translation initiation factor 4F complex
Molecular function (GO): RNA 7-methylguanosine cap binding; translation initiation factor activity
Source: RefSeq, a predicted model, not a curated record